CAGGCUACAGCAACGACCCCGAGGCGACCUUGAAGGCCUGUCAGAUUCUCCAGCGAGUGGUUGACACUGUCAGCACCCUGCUUCCCAGAGACAUCCUUCAGAGGUGCUACAACCUGUGUGUGGUCAAGGCUGGCAGUGCUGUCCCCAGCGAAAGGUCAAAGUUCAUUGCCCUCAUGACCCUGCUGCCUGUUGACCUCCUCACGAGCGAGGCACUGCUCAGUUCCCGGAGCUGCAAGAGCAGGCAUUGCAGCGCACGGCCAUCUUGUCCGCUCCCGGCACCACCCUGACCGUGCAGGGCUUCCGCACGGUCAUGUCUGCGUUGCUACUACCACCACCUGGUGGUGGCAACAUCGAUGCCUGCGAGCUGCGCCUGGAGCGGUUGGCACCGGCUGGGCUGGCCUCGGGUCGCCACGCAGGCGCUCUCUGGUGCUGGGCCCUGUGGGAGUGUGCGCAGGUGUGCGUGCAGCAGAAGUUGCGCACUGCUCUGGGCAAGCCCCAGGAGACGUUCACUUCGGUCGAAGGGGCCCUCAAGGCCCUGCUGGCCGAGCCCCCACCCACGGGUAUCCCUUCGCUCAAGAGGGUGCAGCUCCUUCUGGACUUUCUGGAGCAGCUGGACAAGUGUAUGUACAAUGCGUACGAGGGUAGUGCAGGCAGCCUGCCUGCGGCCCCCAAGGCGGUGCGCACCUUCUUCCGCACCAACCGGGCCACCUGCCUCGAGUGGCUGGCCCGGGUGCGGCCGCGGGCCGUACGCCUCGCCCUGCGCGCGGGACGACCCGCCGAGGCCCUGCGGCACACGGGAGCCCUGGCUGCCACUGCGCCCCAGGGCUUGGGAGCAGUGGUUCGUGAUGCAGCCACCUCGCUGGUGCAGCUGCGCUGCCCCGAAGCCAUCUGGGGCCUGUACGCCUGGGGCAAGGAGAUCCUGGGACAGCGCAUGCCCUGGCUGCGCGCGGCUGCUGCUCAUGCUGCUGGCAGAUAUGAGUCUGCCGCUGACGAGUAUGCAGCCAUCCUCAAGGACGAAGCGCAGGCGUCGAAGGAGAUUCGGCCAUUCUUGCUCAACCAGAUCCUGGACUGUCACAUGAAGUUGGCCGACUGGAACGAAGCACUCAAGUGGGUAGAGGAUUCUCGGCAUGCACCAGUCAACGGCUGUGUCAACAAGACCAGUACCCGCAUGUCCUCCAUCGCCCAGCACAUCAGGUCGCUACUGAGCACAGACCCCGUCGAGAGCCCAUCCUGCCCGCGAGACAUGUGGGACGCCGAGCAGCAGCUGCUCUUGGCCCAACACCGGGCGACAAUGCCCGGCUGCUGUCGCGACAUCAACGCAUCGGAGGAGUCGGCCACCGCGCUGCUGCAGCUGUGCACCAUCCAGUGGCCACCACAGGUGGACCCCGCCCUGCUGGCUCUGGUGCGCCGGGUGCCACCGGUGAUUGGCGAGCCUCUGUCGCCCGCGCAGCAUGACUGCAGCGCCAUCAGCGAGGCCCUCACGUGGAGUCACGCCGAGCCCAUUGAAGGGUUCCUGUUGGCGGGGGCUCGUCUGGCCCGCAAGCAGCACAACUUGCGACUGGCCGAACGGUGGCUCCUGCGAGAGGCCGGCAGUGACGAGGAGGGCUCUUCCCUGACCACGCUGGCCGACGACGGCGCCCCCCUGGCCGUCCUGAGGGGAGGCCGCCAAGUUGCUGCACGCUCGGGGAGAGCUGGCCGAGGGUGCGAGGAUCAUGGCCCGUGUGGCCUGGACGCACGCCACCAGUCUCGAAGACUCGGAGCUAGUUGCCAGGUCCCUGUUGACAUUGGCCAAGUGGCUGCAGGCAGAACCGCCGACGGUCGAGCCACUUCUCGGGGAUGGACUGCGCAACGGCCAUGUUGACGGCUUGGCGGCCGCCUUCUCGUGUGGCUUCUCGUUGUCCGGCCAUCAGCGCAACUGCUCUGCACCUCCUCCCCAGCUGCAACCCCUGGACGGCCUGCUGAGCAGCUCGGAGAUGUCCAUGGGGUCCCUGCUGCGGCACAGCCUGUCCCUCUGCCCAACCCUGCCCAAGGCGUGGGCCACCUACGCGGGCUGGUGCUAUCGCUGGGGUCGCAAGGUCAUCGAUGCACCCAG
This is a messenger RNA of Rhipicephalus sanguineus (brown dog tick), 2092 nucleotides long. Its product is annotated as serine/threonine-protein kinase SMG1. The transcript is spliced from 11 exons. Lineage: Eukaryota; Metazoa; Arthropoda; Arachnida; Ixodida; Ixodidae. The record is from RefSeq and is a predicted model, not a curated record. Gene Ontology annotation, molecular function: protein serine/threonine kinase activity. Gene Ontology annotation, biological process: phosphorylation; nuclear-transcribed mRNA catabolic process, nonsense-mediated decay. Bases 311 to 1861 code for a protein of 516 amino acids.